AUCCAAGUUAAUGAAUCACAUAUCUGCAUGCGGAAGUAAUGCAUCUUGAAAUAGAAGCAUUUUAUACAAAAAAUUCACAAUGGACAGAGUUCUUGAAAUGUUAACAACUGACCUCUACCGACCUUAGAAUUUUUAUUGGAAUUGAAUAUCAUUAGUUAAAGAUGAUGUCGAGGGAAAGUGAGGAUGACGACCAAAUCACGGACUUGGAAGUUUCUCAUGCCGAAAUGAGAGCCAUGUUAUGGGGCAGGCAACGAGAAAAGAGUGUUAGUGAUAAUUCAGUGUCGUCCAAAGCAGACGAUCAGGUGACGUCACAUCGAGCUGAGAGAGCGGCAAGUCUCAGCGAAGAAUGGAAGGAAUUAAAGCGACUUCGUAGUACAGAGGGACAAUCAGAAAAUUUAAACAUGGGGCAACACAAAACACAAAGUAAGCUUUCGGUUUGGAAAAACUUUAUCGCCUUAUGUACUGGAUUGAUGUUUGCUUUUAUGUCCUUCUUACCGCUUCGAAAUAUUCAAACAAGCAUAUUUCCAGAAUAUUAUCUAGGCACAAUAUCACUUGGUCUAAUUUAUGGUAGUUUUGUGAUUGGUUGUGUUGUUUCCCCUUGGCUUGUCCAAAAUGCGCGUCCAAAGGGAUUGAUAUUAUUUUCUUUGAUCUCACACGUAUUUUAUGUGACAUCAAACUUGUUUCCAUCUGUAUGGACACUUCUUCCUAUGUCUGUUGUAUUUGGAUUUCUUCAGGCCCCUUUAUGGUCUGUACAAGAACUCUUAAUUGGAAGUUACGGUACAAGUUAUUCUUCCAUCACUGGGAUUAGAAUAGAACGUUCCAUUCAUCAAUUUCAGAGCGUUUUCGUCGUAUUUUGUCAUUCUGCUCAGAUUUUUGGUAAUUUGAUACAGAGUGUUACGUUGAGAUUUGAUGAAAAUUACACCCAUGCCAAAGUUUCUGCUUACGAAACACAUAUAUCCACCUGUAACUCUUCCCUGUGUGGGGAUAGUAUCCAUACGUCAUACGAUGAAACAUUUGGAGAAAAAAUUCUGCGUUACUUUGUGGAAGAUUUCGACAGACCGGACUACUUACAAAUUUUGAAGCUACUUUAUUUGUGGCUGGCUUGUUGUUCAGUGAUUCUUAUAGGAUGUUGUUUAAGAAAGCCAGAUAUUAUCAUCAAUAAGAGAAAAACACCAUUUUGGGAUAAAAUCUUCGAUGUUCUGAGCUUUUUCAGAACCAGGACCUUUCUUAUGCUUGGAUUGUUGAUGGUAUUUACCGGUAUGCAGCAAGCCAUCGUUAUCAGUGACGUCACAAAGAUGUACGGCACGGACACAUUGGGUAUGGGGAUGAUAGGGUACCUUAUGAUGUGUUACGGCACUUCACAGUUGGCUAUGUUACUGGUAAUCGAAAAGCUACAGAAAAGACUCAAGUCUGUGUUUUUUGUUCUUCAAGGAUUCCUGGUCACACAGGGUCUUCUCCUAGUGCUGUAUAUAUGGGAGCCACACUCUGACUCCGUUUACAGUAUCCUGGGAUUCAUGAGCCUUUGGGGAGCUCUCGACGCCGUUUGGCAGUCUCAAGUACAAGGUAUAUUGGUGUCGUCUGCUGUCCGCAAAGAGCCUGCCGUAAUUUGUUACAGAGUGUGUCAGGGUUUGGGACUAUGUGCUGUCUUCUUCUCUUCAAUGGUUCUCACGCUCCUGUACAAAGUGUGUCUAAUUGGAUCCACCCUUGUGUUAGGUGUCAUUGGGUAUCUCAUCAUGGAGGUAUCUAAUAAUCCAGUAACACCUAUAGAAAAUAGAGCAUUUAAUGUUUAGUUAACGAUGUCUUUUAAAUGUGCAUACAUUUUCGUAUUCUUGAAGUAUUUGUUCAUUUGUUAUGGAUUCAAAACACGCUAAUACAAAAAGAUACCAUUGGCAAUAUACUACAUAUAUCUAGAAGUUUAGCACUAAACGACAAAAAGAUUUUCACCUGGGGAAUUGUUUUCAAUUAAUACAUGACCAUUGUUCUAUCAAAGUCAGCAUUUUCUGUAAAAAAAAAAAAAAAUCAAUGAAAUGCGUUGCACAAAAAUUGUGUAUUAAGUUUCUAAAAAUACGUAGCUUACUAGUAUUAAGUUUUAUACAAAUAAAUGUAUGUUAUUACUUGUAGAUUUUUAAGAGAUCAAUUCCCUAGUAGAUCUUUAUUUCAUGCCUUUAUUUUCCGCUUAUUAGCUCAAUAUUUAUGAGGAAUUUUCUACUUUAUUAAUUUUUAAGCAAGCAAUUUAUUAAUUUUUUUUCUGUACUUUUCUAUAGGCUGUAAAUAUUUUAUUUUGCUGAAAAUCGUACAUCUUUCAAAGCAAAAUUGAAAAGUUUGUAUAAACGUUAAAAAGAGCCGCUUGUGUGUCAUUAAUUGUAUUUUCGUGGGUUAGAUGACAGUUUAACUGAAUAAUUUUGUGGAAAUAAAAGCUGCAACUGCUAAGAAUAUUUGGAAUAGUGAUAUGCAUUGUUAACCCAUUGGAGAUGUAUUGUUGUGUAAUCCUGUGGUAUUUUUUUAUGUUCUGGGUGAGACAUGUGCAAAAUUCACAACCGAUAGUUAUAUGUUGUAAAAUUGCAUUUACCUCCAGUCAGUUCAAAAUUACAUGAUUAUAUAUCUGUGUAUUGAUUUUGAAAAGAAGAUUUUUGGGAUCCUUUUUUAAUGAUUUGAACUGGCGCAUUUUUUUAACAUUAACAAAUAUUUUGUCAUUCAAGAUUGGUUAAUUUUAAGGAAUUUUGUGACGUACAGGUGUAAUUUAGACUGGAUAAAACAGCCAAAUUUUGUAGCCCGACGUUUUUUGGUCACAUUUAAACACAACGUUCAGAAAUGUGCAAUGCUUUGUGUCAUCUUUGAAUAUCAGUAUCUUUUCAGUCAUUAUACAGACAUUUAGAUUUGUAUAGCUUUAAUUAAUUUAUAAAAUAUAAUUUCUAACUUGCAACGAAUUCAUUAUACUUUUAGCUUAUUUUAUGCAACUUUAUUUAAUCAAUAAAAAU
Molecule: messenger RNA, 2978 nt
Organism: Saccostrea echinata
Lineage: Eukaryota; Metazoa; Mollusca; Bivalvia; Ostreida; Ostreidae
Product: protein unc-93 homolog A-like
Exons: 5
Coding region: 162-1790 (542 amino acids)
Source: RefSeq, a predicted model, not a curated record